This is a messenger RNA of Papilio machaon (common yellow swallowtail), 879 nucleotides long. Its product is annotated as spherulin-2A. The record is from RefSeq and is a predicted model, not a curated record. The coding region runs from base 1 to 879 and encodes 292 amino acids. The transcript has a single exon. NCBI's taxonomy places the organism in Eukaryota, Metazoa, Arthropoda, Insecta, Lepidoptera, Papilionidae.
AUGGCGUCGUUUCUACCUUACCUGUUGCUGUUUCCCGCGCUGUCACUUGCAAGAAUAGAUGUCAAAAUAUUCGGUUUAUACGAUGGAAUCGAGAAGACUGUUGUAAUCGAUUUUAAUGGAUCCGAUACGAGCGUAAUAUCAGAUAUUGAAGAAAAAACAUUCCAUUUAGACGAAGAUACAUUAAAAAUGAGCGCACAAAAAUUCUUCGGUGAUACACCAAGCGAUGUCUUCUUACGUAGUCCGACACCAUUCGGGGAUUUGUACAAAACAUACAAUUGGGAAGAAGUGAAACGAACGAUGAAACCUAAGAACGGUAGAAUUUUGAACAUAACAAACGAAAUGCGAACUAUAAUGAGCAAGAACUUCGUAAACACAGAAACGAAACCGACUACGUUUAAUAUUGGAUUGAAGAAACAUUUAGAAAAUACCGUUUCAUCAUUUUGGACUAAAAAUGGCGAUCUAACAAUCAACAAGGGAAUAAACUACGCUAUAUAUUUAGGUAAUGAAACUAUGACAUAUACUUCUUUAUGGGGUUUAAAUACAGAGAAAUCUGUUACAACUGUUUUCGGUUCUGAUGACGUGCAAAUUUCAUUACUUCCCGGUCAAUCAGUGACCACUGAAUUGAGAGCUAUGAAACUGAACUUGGCCAUAGAAAUGGAGUACACAACCAGUCUAUCAGGAUCUAUUGCCACGAAUUAUAUGCAAAGUUACAAAGACCAUCAUUACUGGGCAUUGGAUAUCGAAGAAUUAAUGUCAACCAAUGGUCUUUCAAAUGAGGUUACGUCAACAGAAACUAUAGAAGUAACAUUUUAUACAAACCCACAAAUAAUAGUUUUUGAUACGAAAACCGGAGAAAAAAUGACUGAUCUAAUUAUGUGA